Musa acuminata AAA Group (dessert banana) is the source of this 2660-nucleotide messenger RNA. Its product is annotated as S-adenosylmethionine carrier 1, chloroplastic/mitochondrial-like. The coding region runs from base 1343 to 2305 and encodes 320 amino acids. The transcript has 12 exons. The record is from RefSeq and is a predicted model, not a curated record. Gene Ontology annotation, biological process: transmembrane transport. Gene Ontology annotation, cellular component: chloroplast envelope; mitochondrial inner membrane. Gene Ontology annotation, molecular function: S-adenosyl-L-methionine transmembrane transporter activity. NCBI's taxonomy places the organism in Eukaryota, Viridiplantae, Streptophyta, Magnoliopsida, Zingiberales, Musaceae.
UUGCAUGGUUAAGGCUGCGUACAUUCACCCUUCCUGAUCUCAUAUUGACGGCCUCGUGCAAGAAUGAGGGUAUAUCAUAGUACUAUUAUAUCAAGCAGGAUUAAGGACGUUUUGCUCUAUAUCAAGCACUAUGUACUGUAGUCUACGGCUUUCAAGUCAACUCUCCUCAAUUCAUGUUUUUCUUCGAGUCUUUGAGUUUUUUUUGUUGUUGCAUAGUGUAAUUGCUGCAAUUAAAGAAGUAUGAGAAUCUUUAACAUGAAAACUAUAACAAAUCUAGAGGAAGGGUGAAACCACACAGAACUUAGUUGAGUUGUCUACUGAUUUGAAAUCAACCCGAGCAUGUAAUAACUGAGCUGAAUUAAACUGAAUAGCCCGAUUCAGUUUGGAUCGUCAGUUUUCUCAGAUUAGUUGCAUAGCUCUGCUAAAACUAGUUGGUUUCAGCUAUAUCAUCACCACUAGACAAACUAAGAGGCAACACGUCCUACAUUAUUAUUUCUGAUGAUUCUUUUUGUUUUCCUCUGAAUUUUCCUUGUAUUACUAACCUAAGUAGACUGACCUUUCUUAACCAGUGUGUUUAAAUCUCAUUUCAACAUGUUUCAGCAACCUUAAACAGUUUCCUCUUGGUUUAUCUCUGAUAGGAACUAUCCUGAUCAUUCACAAAUGCAAACAUAUCUUAUUCUCUUAUUUCCCAUGAGUCACCCAUGGAUUUUGACAUUUUUUAUGCUAUAUUGAUAAUCAAAUAGACAAACGUUAUACACCAUUUAAGUUGCUUAUAUUUUUAUCUUCUUAAAUCUUGAUGAAUGUAUUAGUUUUAAACCAUAUAUGUUUUCUUAUUUGUAUAUUUCUUGUGAUUUAAUUCAUCUUCAAUGCCAUCAAGGACUUCUAACAGGAUGUGUUCAACUCCGAACAUGUGUAUACAUAUAUGUUUAUGUGCACGGAUAAGAGAGUAAUAAUAAAAAAUAAUAGUUUUGCCAACUAUUGGUAGAUUGAUAUCGAAGAAGUUGAAGACUGAAGAGAAAAACAUGUGAAGAACAAUAAGAAAUGAGAGUAUGCAAGUGUUUCUGUUCCAAUUAUAGAUUCUAUAAUGAGAAAAAUGAAGAAAACAAAAGAAAGCAUCUUCUCAUGGAUUUCAUCUUCCUGGCUUUUAUUAUCUUCGAAUAUUUUCACAAAGUAGCAAUUCUUUUAAAUGUAUAUAUUGUAUAAGCUUAAUAAACAUUGUUUUAUGUACUUGGAUUUUAUAUGAAGCACAUUUUAGUUAGAAUUGUUUGAUGCAGUUAACUGUUGCUUAGAGUAUUUCUCAAUAAAGUAUGUUAUUUCCUAUUGUAGGCGUAAGUUAAUUGUCAUGGGCCUUCCAAUUCUUUCUGUUGAUAGUGGAAGUCGUCCUGCUACAUCACCAGAUGUAUUCAGAAGUAAAUUGUCUAAAUCUACAAUGGAUCCAUGGAACCCAUUUGCUUCAGUCACCAUGGGAGAGGAACCAUUUAACUUUUUACGUGCAUUAUGUGAUGGUGUUAUAGCUGGAGCUACUGCUGGAGUUGUUGUUGAAACAGUUCUAUAUCCAAUAGAUACUAUAAAAACUCGGCUGCAGGCUGCUCGUGGUGUAAGCAAAAUCCAUUGGAAAGGCUUGUACUCUGGAUUGGCUGGAAAUCUUGCAGGAGUGUUGCCGGCCUCUGGCAUAUUUGUGGGUAUAUAUGAACCUACCAAACAAAAAUUACUAAAGGUGUUUCCAGAGAAUCUCAGUGCUUUUGCACAUUUGACUGCAGGUGCUGUUGGAGGAGUUGCUGCUUCUCUUAUUCGUGUUCCAACAGAGGUAGUCAAACAAAGGAUGCAGACUGGGCAAUUUACCUCUGCACCUAAUGCUGUUCGCCUUAUUGUUGCUAAAGAAGGGAUCAGAGGUCUUUAUGCUGGAUACAGUUCUUUUCUGUUACGAGAUCUACCAUUUGAUGCAAUUCAAUUUUGUAUAUAUGAGCAGCUUCGAAUUGGAUAUAAAAUUGCGGCUCAGAGGGAGUUGAGUGAUCCAGAGAAUGCUAUAAUUGGUGCUUUUGCUGGUGCAUUGACUGGGGCUAUAACUACACCACUUGAUGUACUGAAAACAAGAUUAAUGGUUCAGGGUUCGGCAAACCAAUACAAGGGGGUAAUUAGUUGUGCUCAGACGAUUUUGAAAGAAGAAGGUCCUGCUGCUUUCUUUAAGGGUAUUGGGCCAAGAGUGUUAUGGAUCGGUAUUGGUGGUUCGAUCUUCUUUGGUGUUUUAGAGAGGUCAAAACUGGUGCUCUCUCAGAGACAUUUUGAUCAGGUUCUGAAACCCUAGGCUACUGCACAACGACAAUGCUGAGAGGAAGUUAUAUCUUGAGCAACCACAUUAGGAGGGUGAUCAGAAAUUUUCUUUCUAGGCAAUGAUCAGCAGCGGUGGUUCUUUUUGCCAUCCAAAUUGUAUUUUUGGUCAUCUAAAGCAUAAUGGCACUAUAUGGUGCUUUGUUUUUGUGAUUAUUACCCAUCUUCCUUAUUUGACACUUUUGGCACUCAUGUUAUGCAAAUCAAAGCUCAAGACCUUUGCAGUGGCAUUAUGGGGUGAGCUUAACCAUGUGCUUCUCAGAUUGACCAUGACAGCAGUUGUUUGCAUGUCAAGAGGUACAAAUGAGACCUUGGCCAUAUUUACUGGUUGA